This is a messenger RNA of Aphanomyces astaci, 1137 nucleotides long. RefSeq lists its product as hypothetical. Gene Ontology annotation, molecular function: RNA binding. The transcript is spliced from 6 exons. The record is from RefSeq and is a predicted model, not a curated record. NCBI's taxonomy places the organism in Eukaryota, Oomycota, Saprolegniomycetes, Saprolegniales, Verrucalvaceae. Gene Ontology annotation, cellular component: U2 snRNP; U2-type spliceosomal complex. Bases 10 to 837 code for a protein of 275 amino acids.
CGCUUGGCGAUGGAGUCUCAUGCGAUCAUGCAGCGCAUCCUGGACCGGGAGUUCUACCGCAUUGAAGCGGCUUUGGACAAGAACUUUGAGUACAUCGACAGGUUGGACCGAGAGCGCGAGGAUGCCCUCGCGCGAGCCCAAGUUCGGAUUACAAGUGGCGGUGGGGAUGGAGGAGGUUCCAGGCACAAGAAGGAAACUAGCGCAGGGGUGUAUAUCACCGGUCUGACGACGUACAUUGCAUGCAAACAGCUGGAAACGUUGUGCCACCGCCUGGGUCGCGUCAAGCGCGUCAAGUUCUACAAGGACGAGCGUGGAAGUCUCAAGGGCGAUGCGUUGGUUGUGUUUUCCACUGUUGCCAUGAUGAACGCUGCAAUUGCCAAGUUGCACCAUCUCGAGCUCAAACCCGGCGUCCGGAUCACGGCCACCGCCGCCGACUACAGCAAGAAACCCGCCGCCGCCGCCGCCCCAGACAAGGACGCGCCGCCUACCGACAACAUGGUGGAUGCAUUUUUACAAGAAAUCCACGAUCAAUUCCAUGGUGGUUUGGGGGCCACGGCGUCGACUCCUGUCGGCACCGCCGCCCCAGCGUUUGUUCCGUCAUCAUGUGUCGCCGCGGCGUCCCCUCCUCCUUCGUUAUCUCCACCGAUUACGCAUGUGCAGCCAGUGGAAAACACAUUGGACGAACCGUCGCGAUCGGUGGUGCUACGUGGCAUCCUCGACGAGGACCCUCACGAAGCGCCGUUGUCGGACGAGUACUUGGAUGUAGAGGACGAUUUGCGAUUGGAAUGCUCGAAUUUUGGCACCGUGUUGCAGGUACCUUGUAUCACAUGUCUUUGAGAGAGAGAUCGACAAUGAUGUGCCAGGUGUUGAUCCGGCCAGACUCGAACGACGUGGUGGUGGAGUUUGAAGCGCUAGACAGCGCCGUCGCAUGCCUGCGAGCCAUGCACGGCCGAUGGUUUGGACGCCAGCAGAUCCGCGCGUCGUUCGACCCGACCAAGCCCGAAACAAACGUAGAUGACCCUGACUUGAUGCUCCAGGCGUUCCUCGCGUCCGUGUAAAUACCUAAGAAGGACCACAUGCGAUUGGGAUGCUCAUAUUGUACUGUGUUUAUAUUCUAAACUGGAGAUGCGACAUGGA